Messenger RNA from Meira miltonrushii, 2961 nucleotides. RefSeq names its product WD40 repeat-like protein. Gene Ontology annotation, cellular component: t-UTP complex; 90S preribosome; small-subunit processome. Gene Ontology annotation, biological process: maturation of SSU-rRNA from tricistronic rRNA transcript (SSU-rRNA, 5.8S rRNA, LSU-rRNA). Gene Ontology annotation, molecular function: RNA binding; protein binding. Bases 1 to 2961 code for a protein of 986 amino acids. Lineage: Eukaryota; Fungi; Basidiomycota; Exobasidiomycetes; Exobasidiales; Brachybasidiaceae. The transcript is spliced from 2 exons. The record is from RefSeq and is a predicted model, not a curated record.
AUGACCGAUACGGUCGCAGGUCCUUCAAAAUCGGCACCAAGUGUGCCUUUGCAUCGAGUUCGAUUUGUGGACUGGGCACCUUCAUCUGUAUCAGCAUUGGCAUUCUUGCCUUUGACAAAACAGGUUCAAUCGGCAUCAUCGACUGCAAGAAGCAUUUUAGCCGUUGGAAGGGAAAAUGGGAAUAUUGAUCUAUGUGUUUGGGUUGAAGAUGAUGGUAUUGAUGCUUCAAAAUUGGACGACAGUCAAUCCAAUUCUUCUUCCUCGGCAAGUGUUGCAAAAGGUUGGGUAGUAGACACUACACUGGUUGGCUCAAAUCCUUCCAAAGUGGAUUCACUCGUCUUUGUUUUAUCGCCUACUGUACCAUACAAUACCCCUCGCUUAUUCUCAAGUUCUGGUGGGGCAAUCGUCACAGAGCAUUAUUUACCGCCUCAUUUGAUCAUGUCAAGUCGGGCACCCAGUUCAUCAGCUCAAUUUCAACAACUACCAGCUUCUAUUAGAAAAGAUAGCACUCUCAGCAAUGUCUCUCGAUCAAUUCCAUCUCAAGGUGGAUCAGUUUGGUCAAUGGCAGCUUCUCCGCUAGGGAAGCACCUCGCACUCGGAUGUGAAGAUGGGAUCGUUCGCAUGAUCGACAUUGCAGAUGGUCGCUUCGAACUUGCUUCAUACAGCAGAAGCUCGCUACGAGGAUCAGAUGGUGUUGUGAGAGGUAAUGUUUCACAACUUGAUAGAGCAAAAGCCCGAAUUGUUUCACUGGCUUGGGGACCACCUCAAAGAAAGGAGAAGGCUAAAAAGGCUCCAUUUGUACCUAUCGGCGGUAAGAAGAGACAGGAUGAUUCCGAUUCAGACAGCAGCGACAGCGACAGUGAUGAUGAUGACGAUGACGAAUGGGAUGAUUCCUUUGUUCUAGGAGGAACAGCACAAAGUCUUGCUUACGUUUGGUCUGCAAACACAGGUCGUGUGAUCACUAAAUUAGUGGUAGACAGAUCCCGAAACCAACAAACAAUCGUUUGGUCCUGUGCAACUUUGUUAGAUGGAACGUGCGUAUUGGGAGAUUCUAUGGGACAAGUUUCUUUUUACGAUGGAAAGAUGUUCACUCUUCUUCCCGGAGCAAGGUUCACGAGUCACGGAAAAGGUGCAGAUGUUCUAUCGUUGUGCGUUGGAUCAGAUGGACAAUGUGUGUAUAGCGCAUCGGUAGAUCAAAAAGUGGUGGAGUAUACAAGAGUUGGUGUCGCCAAACAAACGAAGUGGAUGAUUUCUGGAAAAAGGCGUUUGCAUGCACAUGAUAUUCGAGCAUUGGCAAUCGAUCCACCUUUUAAUCCCAAAUCAUUGCUCUCAUCUUCAGAUGGUGAUAUCAACCGACUACCGAUCUUGGUCAGCGCUGGAGUUGACUUUCACCUGACAUUAACGCCUGCUGCAUCACCAUCACGCGCCACCCUUAUAGAUACCACUCACCCCAAGCAGCAAUCUGAAUCGAAGGAGCAGGAAGAUAUUCAAAAGACAUCUCGCAUCCCGAAACAAUCACGGUUCGAUCAUAUCAAUCCAGUAUCGACUACUCCCAUCACCACAUUUGCUGACACGAUUCACCGUCGUCUACCGUUUGUACCUACAACAGGCAAAGGUAGCGCUUUGGGCGGUGGAAGCGUUAUACGUAUUUGUGCUGUAAAGAGAUGGGUCAUUUUGCGACGAGAAAAGUCGAUUGCGAUAUGGAAAUUGCCUUUGCAAGCGAACGCAGAGGAGGAAGAGAACUCUAAGAAAGUAGACUGGAAGAUAGUAUUGGAGAUGCAGAUUCGAGUACAAAGCAAUCUCGUUUGUGCAGAGAUCUCGCAAGAUGGCCGAUUCUUAUUCGUUUCGGAUUUGUACGAAUCAAAGUUGUUUGAGUUACAAGAAAAUGGUAAAGACAUCGUUCCGAAGCGGAUAAAGUCCUUCUCCACAAAGACAUUUGCAUCACAGGGAGUACAACAAGGUCCAGCAAGCAGUGCAGCCACCUUUACGCCCGAUCAUGCAAGGCUGGUGUUGGCAAGCUAUCCUGGUGCAUUCGUUCAUGUGGUUGACCUUCCAAGAUCUUCAGAUUCCCAAAAGUGCACUUUGUUGAAGAGCUUUGCAGAACAUAGGCAAGCCGCUUUUGGUCGAUCUGUAGCAGGAAAGGCCUCAGAUGGCGAAUCAGAGGAGACUUCAGAGGACAAGAACCAAAGUGCGAAUGAACCUCGCACCACAUUCGCACGUAUCGACACGAUCCAAGUCUCGUCUGAUGGGCAAUAUCUGAUUUCAAUUGAUGCAGCUAAACGUAUACAUUGUUACUCGUUGGAUACCCUCCAUCAUAGAGGUGCUUUACCUUCUCCUGCCCAUCAACCGAAUGCAGUAACAUUUGAUCCAUGGAAGCCGCACAUGAUGUGUUGUAUCUUGCCAACAAACCAAACAGUCGUAUACGACUUGGAACGUAGACAAGCAAACUUUACUGGAAAUACCUCAAAGCCAGCCACUUCAACAACAUCCAAAGAAAUGGGCAAGAAAGCCUUGAAAGCAGUGCACAGGAUGAGACAUAGAGGUGAAGAAGGUUUUAUUGCUGCACUAAAUGAAGAAUUGAUGGGCGUACGUGAUAAUGCGAUCGGAUUGUUUUGGUUAUCGCCUACCGUUUUGGCUGUUUGGGGAGCAACUUUUCUCUGUACUGCUAAGCGUAUUCAAAUUACUGCUGAGGGACAAAAUACCAAUGUACCACGCAACGGUAAACGUGCACAUCCCGAUGAAUCAUCCGUCGAUCUCACCAACGCCGGUCAACACGACCAACAAUCUGAUCAUUACUGGCGAGCAAGAUUGGUGACGAAAUAUCAACCUCUUUUGUACGCAGGCAUUGUACCUGGCUCCGCAUCAUCUGAAACAGAAUUGGUCGUAGUAGAAAGGCCUUAUUACGAUGUCGCAAGUUCUUUGCCUCCCACAUACUUCAGCGGGGCAUCUUACGGUACUUGA